Molecule: messenger RNA, 2223 nt
Organism: Carica papaya (papaya)
Lineage: Eukaryota; Viridiplantae; Streptophyta; Magnoliopsida; Brassicales; Caricaceae
Source: RefSeq, a predicted model, not a curated record
ACAGACAGAUAUUUCACUGUCUCUCUCUUUCUCUCUCUUCUUCGUUUGGUCCUCCUCCGUUGUCUUCCUCUGCGGACGCGUUUGAUAUCUGAAUCUCUAUUUCGCUUUUGGUAAUCCCCGAAGUUCCUUCUGCUCAUGUUACUACUGCUCUGAUUUAUGAACUGAACCCCAAGGGUUUCGCUGCGACAUUUAUGUGUUUUCUAUGAAAGGAUGUUCGAUUGUGGUUACAAAGCGCAGUACGUGGGUGGCCAGCGGGAGAAGUUUGUUAGGUUGGAUGACUUGGACUCUAGAUUAUCAUCCUCUUCUGAUACAGGUAUUAAAAGAUGUGGGUUUAGUGUCGACGGAUUAAGCCGUUCUGGUCAUGGAAGUAAUACACCCUCUAGGUCCUUUAAGAGGGGAAUUAAAAAGGGAUCUGAAGGACUUAAGUCAAUUGGCCCGACUAGGAACCAUAACUGUUUUAUAUUUUUUUUUUGUCCCUAUUUGCAGAUUGUGGUUUGGAGAUUUCUUCAAAGGUCAAAUGGUUCGGAUGUACAGGCAACAAAACUGGCCUUGUUUUACAUUGUCUUGUUUCAAUACAUCCCUAGAUUUCUUCGAACCAUACCUUUGUCUUCAGAACUGAAAAGAACAACGGGUGUUUUUGCUGAAACUGCUUGGGCAGGUGCUGUGUGUUAUUUGCUAUUGUACAUGCUUGCAAGUCAUAUAGUCGGGGCAUUCUGGUAUUUGUUAUCUGUAGAACGUAAUGAUACAUGUUGGCAGAGGGCUUGUCUUCAGAGUGGAACUGGAAACUGCAGUACAAGUUUCUUAUACUGUGGCAAUGAAAAUCAACCAGGUUUUGAUAAAUGGAGUGGCAUCAUGGAUUCUAUUCUCAAAACAAAGUGCGGAGCUGAUGAGGAUGAUGAUGAUCCUCCAUUUGAUUUUGGAAUAUUCACACAGGCUUUGUCGUCUGGGAUUGUUUCAUCUACGAAGUUCCUUUCUAAAUAUUGCUAUUGUUUGUGGUGGGGACUGCAGAAUUUAAGCACCCUUGGCCAGGGGCUUCAAACGAGCACCUAUCCUGGGGAGGUCAUUUUCUCCAUAUUACUUGCCAUUUUAGGGCUUAUCCUCUUUGCCCUUCUGAUUGGGAACAUGCAGACUUAUCUUCAAUCACUUACUAUUCGGCUUGAAGAAAUGAGAGUCAAAAGGCGUGACUCAGAACAGUGGAUGCAUCAUCGCAUGCUGCCACCAGACCUUAGAGAACGAGUCAGACGUUAUGACCAGUAUAAGUGGCUAGAAACACGUGGGGUGGAUGAAGAGAAUUUGGUCCAGAGCCUUCCAAAGGACCUUAGAAGAGAUAUUAAGCGGCAUCUCUGCCUUGCUUUGGUGCGAAGGGUUCCUUUAUUUGAGAGUAUGGAUGAAAGAUUGCUUGACGCCAUUUGUGAGCGGCUGAAACCCUGUUUAUUUACGGAGCAAACUUACAUUGUUCGAGAGGGAGAUCCAGUUGAUGAAAUGCUCUUUAUACUUCGAGGUCGCCUGGAAAGUGUUACCACAGAUGGUGGAAGGAGUGGAUUUUUCAACCGCAGCCUCCUCAAAGAAGGAGAUUUCUGCGGCGAAGAGCUUUUAACCUGGGCAUUGGAUCCCAAAUCCGGUGUUAACCUCCCAUCAUCUACGCGAACAGUUCAGGCUUUAUCAGAGGUCGAGGGCUUUGCCUUGCAAGCAGAAGAGUUAAAAUUUGUGGCAAGUCAAUUCAGGCGUCUUCAUAGUCGACAGGUCCAGCAUACCUUCCGGUUUUACUCACAGCAAUGGCGUACCUGGGCUGCUUGUUUUAUCCAAGCUGCAUGGCGUCGUUAUUCCAAGAGGAAAAGCUUGGAGCUUCGACGGAAAGAAGAAGAUGAAGCAGAAGGUUCAGAUGGUCUCCGCAGCUCUACUGGAGGAGGAUCUUACAGUAUCGGUGCCACAUUCUUGGCUUCAAGGUUUGCAGCAAAUGCUCUUCGAGGCAUUCAUAGGAAUCGGAAUGCCAAAAGCGCUAGGGACUUGGUGAAAUUACAGAAGCCUCCGGAGCCUGAUUUUACCGCCGAAGAUGCUGACUAAUUUCAGAUGUAUGAUACUACAAUUACUUAAAAAAUAUUUUGUCAUUAUAUUUUCUCCCAAAAUAGCUGAGAAGUGUAUAAUACACACAGACUGUCCAGCUUGAUACUAUAGUUGUAACGUUAAAAAAAAACAAAGACUAUAUAAGCUUGGCUUGUUGCA